ACUGUUACUUUGAAAACUCAGUGCAGUUCACAAACUAUUGAAUUUCCUCCUGUGAGUCCACUAUUUGAUAUGAAAUGUCAGUCUGGUUCUCACUAUGCGCAAGCAGAAAGUAAAACCACCAAAAAGAUACUUCAAGGCUUUAUCUCAAAGCACUCUGGCCAUAUGGAAAUUCCUGUGCCCCGUUUUGAAAUCAUAGGUGACAACUUGGAUUUAACUAUUUCUCCAACUGCCAUGACAAAAGAGCGACAAAGAAAGAGUAUCCAUUGGUUUUUAAAUAUAGCUCUUUGCAAACGUGUUCUAUCAGACCUUCCAAAUCACAAACCAAAGGCUGAUAUAUUGAAAAUUCCAAACAGUGUUUUCAUUCCAAAUUUGGAGGACUGUGCAUCAUUAGAACAAGAUAUGGUGUAUCAUAUCGUUAGAAUUCUGUGUGAUCAGAUCAUAUCCAUUGUUUAAAGUAGUUUCGAGCGUGCAUACCAGACUGCAUCGAACACAGGUAUAUGAAUGAACUUUCAAAAGAGUCAGAAUUCCGAGCAGUUUUAUAGCUUGAAAUCUGCUGCAGACCAAGGCAGUUUCUUCCAGCUGAGAAAUGUAGUCAGGCGAGUUGAUGUACAAGGAAAAGAUGAUAUAACAAGUUCAUAUAGGUCACACAUGAACUUUAUGAAAGACUGUUUGGCAGCUUUUGUGUUGGGGUCCUGUUUGGACAUGUUUGGAAUGGAUUCGCUAGAUGGUUGCCCUAACAAAUUCCAUAUCCCACUCUUUCUUCACUUGUCUUCUCCUGAAGACCAGUAUGCAUGGGUAAAGCAACUAGGAGAACAACUCGUUCAGAAAUACGUGAAGCUAGAUGAAGAACACAUUUUGACAACUACCUUGACAGAAAGGACAUCAGAGAUGGAUGACCAGGAACUGUUGAUCGCUGAAAUGUACAAUUCUGACCGGAGUCAAUUUGUAUGCACAUGUUCAAAAAUGUAUAAGACAAAGGGGCACUUCAGAAGACACCUGAAGGAAAAUCAUGGUUGGAAAUUGUCAAAACAAGAAAAAACAACGUCAGAAGUGGAUCAUAUUGCUGUUUGGAGAUCUUCUUUCAUGAAACUAACAUUGCUUUUACAUGUACUAGACACUGAAGAUGCAUACGAAUAUGGAGAUGGAGACCGUAUAUUUAGAAAUGCAAAGUUUGAAAUGCUUUGUGCAGAUGUCGCUCAUCAUACAAAGUAUCGUUUGUGGUUAUGGCGAAUGCAAGCCUAUGAAUGUGCCAUUUUAGGUGAAAGAGAUGCAAUGGAAUAUAAAUGGAAUUACACUGCCAUCACUUAUGGUGGGAAGGGAAAAAAUAUUCCAAAUGAUAAUUUGGUGGAAACUCUGGUGCAACGAAUCAAGAAAGAAAAAAAUAAGAGAACAAGGAUCCAAUGCUACACAUGAAAGUGCAAGGAAAAUAGUACUUGCCACCCAAAUCCAGGAGGACCUAAAAAAUAACACUGCAAGUCAGCUUUCUGUGAAAGUAUCACGAUCAA
Messenger RNA from Ostrea edulis (European flat oyster), 1505 nucleotides. RefSeq lists its product as uncharacterized. The record is from RefSeq and is a predicted model, not a curated record. The transcript is spliced from 3 exons. The coding region runs from base 502 to 1413 and encodes 303 amino acids. NCBI's taxonomy places the organism in Eukaryota, Metazoa, Mollusca, Bivalvia, Ostreida, Ostreidae.